Messenger RNA from Echinops telfairi (small Madagascar hedgehog), 1497 nucleotides. It is a transcript of the gene NCR3LG1, whose product is annotated as natural killer cell cytotoxicity receptor 3 ligand 1. NCBI's taxonomy places the organism in Eukaryota, Metazoa, Chordata, Mammalia, Afrosoricida, Tenrecidae. The coding region runs from base 1 to 789 and encodes 262 amino acids. The transcript is spliced from 4 exons. The record is from RefSeq and is a predicted model, not a curated record.
AUGGUAGAGUUUGAGGAUGUGUUUCGCUUCCUGAAAGUGAAGAUGGCGGAGAGGACUCAGAUCGAAUCCCUGGAUUCCAAUGUCACCCUCUUCUGCCACAUCACAGAUUACGCAAAACUGGAUGUCAGCAUUAUGGGUAUUACGUGGUUUCUGAAAAGGCCAGGCUCUCCCGAGGAGGUGAAGCUGUUUGAGUAUUUUGGAAACAACAAUAAGACCACCCGACCUGGAGCCGUGGUGCCUCUAAAAAGACUGAAGGAAGGGGAUGCCUCACUGCAGCUGCCGGGGCUGCGACUGGAGGACGCAGGAGAGUACCGCUGUGAGGUGGUAGUCACCCCUGAGAGGGCACAGGGACACGUCUGUCUGGAGGUUGUAGCGUAUCCAGCCUGCAGCUUGUUGCCAGAGACAGCAAAAGUGGGAAUGAAUGAAGAAAUAACCCUUGAGUGUAAGGCAAGUGGGUUCUACCCAGAAUUCAUUGCCAUCACAUGGAGUAAGUGGACCAAGGAAGUUCCGUGGUUUGUAGAGAUUUCUGAGCACAUCAGCACAGCUCCCCUCAGCAAGAACAAGGAUGGCACAUUUAGCACGACUAGCUUGUUGAAGCUGAAGUCCUCCCUGGCAGACCGUGGGAAUGUUUAUCAGUGUGUGGUACACCACAGCUCCUCCACCCUGCUGAGAUGCAACAGCACCCUGAUUGUGAACACUGCUGUCUUGACAGACAAACAUCCAGAAACAAUCAUUCUUCGUCAUGAAUGUGAAGACGACAGUCAUGUGGCAGCCUACAGUGGGGCUUGAUGUCCAUGCCCUUUGCUGUGUAGCUUUAACUUUGCAGACUUGUCCGGUUGUUCACUGCCCUUGACACUGAGCUGGACGCUGACUGCUUUGGGCCUAUAUCGUUGUAAGGAAACAAAGACGUGGCGAUCUCCAACCUCAGCCUCCAGAGGCCUGGGUGUACACUUUCCCUUUCUUGGACCUCACCCAGAGGAGGGCAUUUCUGAGCUCGCCAGUGGGAGAUGGGAGCCACGGAGAGCGGUCUGAGGCCAGCCUCCAUCCAGUUCAGCUCCUCGACAUGUGACCAAAGCUAGCUGACCUCAGUACUGCCACCAGAGCCAACUCUCAAAUGUGUGAGCAAUAUUUUAAAGUCACUGUGUUUAAACUGUCUUAUCACAUGGCAAGUCUGUGCCUACCUGUCUACCUUGGAAGCAGCAGUCAAGAGAUCAAACGAAGCAUUGCACUGGGUAAAGCUGCUGCGCAAGACCUCUGUAAAGCAUUGAAAAGCUAAGUAAAACAAUGUUACUUUGAGGAAUAGGGUAGGCCUGGAGCAAGUCAUGAUAUUCUUAAUCACCUCAAAUGGAUGUGAAAGUUGGACAUUGAAGAAAGAAAACCAAAGAAGAAUUGAGUGUUUGAAUGAUGGUGCUGCUGAAGAAUUUUGAAAGUACCGUAGAGUGCUACUAAAAGGAGUGACGGAUCUGUCUUAGAAGUUCGGCCAGCAUGCUCCUUGGA